AUGGCUCUCGACUGCAAACCUUCCAUGUCUGAUGGGAGCGACGACUUCUCCAGACCAACGAGCUCUCAAGUCAAGCCUUUGUCUACCCAUACUUCGAUAUUUGGCGACCAGAUACCAGAGGAUUGCUUGGCUUCGAGUCCUAUGAGUAUCGCGAGUACACCACUGCUUGAGAAGGAGAAGAAAGGUGCAGGAGAGGAAGAAGCUGCGAAGUCCUCACCGCAGGCUACUUUCGAGAGCAAGGGAGACCCAACAGCGCAAUCACAAUCCCAGGCACAGACUUCUCCUAUACGGUCACUUUUCAAAGAAUACGUGCACGUGGAUGUCGGUCCGUACAAAGUACGCUUCGGGGUCCACAAAGGGCUAAUCAGCAAGUAUUCGAAGUACUUCAACGCAGCAUUCAAUGGAUCCUUCAGCGAGGCAGUGAAUGGCGUCGUCGUGCUUCCCAAGGAAUCAUCUCGAAACUUUGAGAUCAUGCACACCUGGCUCUAUACUAAUGAGCUCACGCAGACAGUGGGCGGCAAGGAUGCUGCCUGCGGCCCAGAUCAGCUCGCCGAUGCCUUUAUCUUCGGCGAUAAGUAUGAUAUGCCUCUACUGCGGAAUAAGGCUAUCGACGUCAUAGCGUCCAACUAUUCAUCUCCAGUGGUCGUCGUCGGAUGUAUCGCACAUGCCUAUGCGAACACAACAGCCGGCUCUCCCUUACGCAGACUUCUCGCGGCUAUGUUUACCGCCAAACCCACACUCUGGAUCUGGGUGGCAGGUAAAGCAACAGAAACUUUCCUCGAGUGCCCAGAAUUCCUGUUUGAUGUGGCUAUGGAACUGGCGAAGUCUGGUAACAACGCUCAAACUAAGGGUAUGAACCUGAAUGAUGCUCCCUUCAAAAAGGAUCUGUGUGCAUUUCACGAACACGCCGAGGGAGAGAAGGAUUGCUCUGGGACCAUAGUGUCUCUGCCGGGAAAGCCACAUACUGGAUCCGGUGCGGUCGACAUCAGCGAGACUGCGAUUCAGGAUGGCAACCUGGAGGUUGGAAAGCCUCCAAAGCCCUCCUUUCAUCGGUGGCGCAGAUCCGGUCGUGGAGCGUCUACUGGCAGGUAG
Molecule: messenger RNA, 1092 nt
Organism: Letharia columbiana
Lineage: Eukaryota; Fungi; Ascomycota; Lecanoromycetes; Lecanorales; Parmeliaceae
Exons: 3
Coding region: 1-1092 (363 amino acids)
Molecular function (GO): protein binding
Source: RefSeq, a predicted model, not a curated record